AUGGCCGCCGCGGGGAAAGUCAUCAUUGUCACCGGCGCCUCCCGGGGCAUCGGGCUCGCCAUUAGCCACUUCCUGCUGCAGCGCCAAUGCAGGCUCGUCGUUGUUGCCCGAAGCAAGGAGCCACUCGAGCGGCUGCGUGCAGAGCAUCCGGAACAGGUGCAGCUCCUGUCAGGAGACCUCUCCGACUUUUCAAUCGGCAAACAGGCCGCCGAUCUCGCUCUCCAGCACUGGAACCGCCUGGACGGGCUCGUUGUGAACCACGGCGUGCUCGAGCCGGUGAAGAAGAUCUGCGACACCGAGCCCGAGGAAUGGAGGGCUGCCUUUGAUGUCAAUGUAUUCUCCGGCAUUGCCCUGAUCAAGGCUGCCCUGCCCGCCCUGCGCUCUUCCAAGGGCCGUAUUGUGCUCGUCUCGUCGGGGGCUGCCACGCACUCCUAUGCCGCAUGGGGCGUCUACGGUGCAUCCAAGGCCGUGUUCAACCACUUGGCCGAGACUUUGGCCGCUGAAGAACCCGACGUUACCACCGUCUCUAUCCGUCCUGGCACCGUUGACACGGCCAUGCAGGACAACAUCCGCGCCACUCAUCACAAGCAGAUGGAUCCUAAGGAUGCAGAAAAAUUUCUUGGUUUGCCAUCUAACGGUAAAUUGCUCCGUCCUGACCAGCCCGGCAACGUCAUGGCCCGUCUAGUUCUCGAUGCUCCAAAGGAGCUGAACGGCCGAUUCCUAAACUGGAACGAUGGGGAGCUGGCGGCUUUCCAAGAUGCAUGA
Messenger RNA from Lasiodiplodia theobromae, 765 nucleotides. RefSeq names its product Short-chain dehydrogenase. Lineage: Eukaryota; Fungi; Ascomycota; Dothideomycetes; Botryosphaeriales; Botryosphaeriaceae. Gene Ontology annotation, cellular component: intracellular anatomical structure. The transcript is spliced from 4 exons. The record is from RefSeq and is a predicted model, not a curated record. The coding region runs from base 1 to 765 and encodes 254 amino acids. Gene Ontology annotation, molecular function: oxidoreductase activity, acting on NAD(P)H, oxygen as acceptor.